This is a messenger RNA of Miscanthus lutarioriparius, 1035 nucleotides long. NCBI's taxonomy places the organism in Eukaryota, Viridiplantae, Streptophyta, Magnoliopsida, Poales, Poaceae. The record is from the annotation of a GenBank genome assembly.
AUGCACCUUCGCGAGGCCAUGGAGGACUCCAGCGCGGGCGCUGGCACCGGGCGCAAGAAGCUGAAGCACCGCCUCGCGGCGAUCCUCUCGGUGUUCUCCCGGCGCGCGGGGGGCGGCGGCAGGAAGCGCCGCGACAACGAGGGCGAGGCGAAGCUGCCGCCGCCAUUGGCAUUCCCGUCCUACUCCCGCCUCGGCGGCAGCGGCAGGAAGCAGCCCGGGGGUGGGAGUGGGAAUGGGAUCGUCGACCGCCGCCUGUCCCUCUCCGCGCCGCGGCCCGCGCCUCUGGUCCACAUCACCAUCGACUGCGCAGGCCGCCGCUCCAUUGACGCGGCCGACCCGUCCCUCCUCUCGUUCGACGCUGCGGACGCCAGGAAGGCGGAGCGGCGGUCCACGGCCGCCGGCGGCGAGUGGGAGGGCCGCAAGUGCCCCCCGUCGUCGCCGUUCGUGGCGCACCUGCCGCCGCUGCCGCCGGUUGCGAGGUGGAAGGAGCGGGCCAACACCAACACCAACAGCUCCUCGCGCCGGCUGUCGACGCACUCGUCGCGCCGGCUGGUCAGCAGCUCGUCCUCCGACGACGAGGACUCGAGGAACCUCUUCUCGUCGCGGAGCUUCUCGUCCGACUCGUCCGACUUCUACAACUGCCCGCGCAAGAACACCACCACCAGGGCGCGCGCGUCCGUCUCGGGCCCGUGCCGCGCGCCGCCGGCACCGGCCUCCGCCGCGCGGCGCCGCGGCUCGUCGCAGAGCUGCCGGUACAGCUUCGAGCUCCCGCGUGGCUCCACGGCGUCCGCCGCGACGGACGGCGGGUUCGCGGUGGUGAAACGCUCCGCCGACCCGUACGAGGACUUCCGCAAGUCCAUGCAAGAGAUGAUCGCCGAGUGGCCCGCUGGCGCUGGCGGGGACGGCAACGACGACGGCGAGGGGGACCACAGCGCGGAGCGGCUGCUGGAGACGUACCUCGUGCUCAACUCGCCGCGGCACUACCCGGCGAUCCUCGCGGCGUUCGCCGACGUGCGGGAGACGCUCUUUCCAUGA